AUGACGGUACGUUGCCGAUGGUGCGGUGUGCGCGAAUUCGUGUUCCGCGACGAUCCGGUGAGGCAAUUCGUCGAUUUCGUUACGAGAACGACGAAAUGUUUCAAGCAGAUUAUCUGCAUCGCGCACAACGCCAAGGCGUUCGACGCGCAGUUUAUCCUUCGUUACAUCACGGAAAAACGUGUCGAUUUGGAUCCACGAGUAAUAUUAAACGGGACGAAGAUCGUCGUAUUAACGGCCGGGCGUACGAAAUUUAGUGACAGUAUCAACUAUAUGCCGAUGCGUUUGUCAGCUCUGCCGAAGGCUUUCGGUUUGCGGGGUGGGGUAAAAAAGGGAUAUUUUCCGCAUUUAUUUAACACACUCGCGAAUCAGUCGUACGUCGGUCCGUUACCAGCCGUUGAAUAUUACUCGCCGGAUAGUAUGUCUAGCGAAGAACGCGAAUGUUUUUUGUCGUGGCACGCGGAACAGAUACGCGAAAACGCAGUUUUUGACUUUCAACGCGAGAUAGUUCGUUAUUGUCGUAACGACGUUGAUAUCUUGCGGCGAGCGUGCAUAACUUUUCGCAAGAUAUUUCUCGAGCGUGGAAACGUAUGUCCGUUCGAAGAAUGA
Pseudomyrmex gracilis is the source of this 606-nucleotide messenger RNA. RefSeq names its product probable DNA polymerase. Gene Ontology annotation, biological process: DNA replication. Gene Ontology annotation, molecular function: DNA binding; DNA-directed DNA polymerase activity; nucleotide binding. The coding region runs from base 1 to 606 and encodes 201 amino acids. The record is from RefSeq and is a predicted model, not a curated record. The transcript has a single exon. NCBI's taxonomy places the organism in Eukaryota, Metazoa, Arthropoda, Insecta, Hymenoptera, Formicidae.